GUGAAGGGUGAAGCCGUGCUCCCCCCGCUCUGCUUCAGCCAGUGGAAGAUCCCGGAUACACACCGAGCUCCAAUGUCACGCAGGGUCUGUAGCUGUGUCUUAUAGAUGGGAAGGUAAUAAAUGGAGUAAAGAAGAUGUAUAAACUAAACUCUGCCCUAUCCUGCCUGUUACGAGGCACAAACCAGCAGAUCCUCGAGCCUCUGACUGCAGCCAGCCGGACACUUGGAGGAAACUUUGUGGGUCUUCGCCCGCUGUCCAGAACCGCUGCCCGUUUACAAGAAGCUGAAACACAGACUGAAGUAGAGGUCACACCAGAGACUGUGAAAAGUCGAUCCAAAGACUUCAGUCAUUAUCCUCCACUUCCUGGCCAAGACAGUGCAUUGAGAUGGGAUGGCAAGAAGUUUGAAGAUUUACAUAUAAUCCAUGUAAAGGCCACCUAUAACAACACACACAUCCAGGUGACCGACAACCUGGGCCAGUCAAUGGUUAGAACAUCUUGUGGGACAGAAGGUUUCCGCAAUUCAAAGAAAUCCACCCCCAUCGCAGCCCAGACGGCUGGAAUCUCCGCAGCUUCUAAAGCACAGGCCAAAGGAGUGACGUUUGCUCGGGUACUUGUUAAAGGACUGGGGCCUGGACGUUUGUCUGCCAUCAAAGGGUUAAGCAUGGGAGGACUGCAGAUCGUGUCGAUCACCGACAACACCCCGGUUCCGCACAAUGGCUGCCGCCCUCGUAAAGCUCGGAGGAUGUAGACCCCAAUAAUCCAAUCCUGUCUGUGCGGAAAUCGUCAGCGGCUGAGCCCGAGGAGCUAAACAGCGAAUCCUGCUGGGAAUCUGUCAGUUUAAUGUGCUCGGAUCAAAAGCCUCACUCAUUUCACCUGUUCCGUAUGAUGUGGCACAGGAAAUGUGUUGCUGAAUUUUGUUUUGUUUGUGAAUUAAACUUUUUGGAAUUAUA
Molecule: messenger RNA, 951 nt
Organism: Astyanax mexicanus (Mexican tetra)
Lineage: Eukaryota; Metazoa; Chordata; Actinopteri; Characiformes; Acestrorhamphidae
Gene: mrps11
Product: mitochondrial ribosomal protein S11
Exons: 6
Coding region: 135-749 (204 amino acids)
Biological process (GO): translation; ribosomal small subunit assembly; maturation of SSU-rRNA from tricistronic rRNA transcript (SSU-rRNA, 5.8S rRNA, LSU-rRNA)
Cellular component (GO): mitochondrial small ribosomal subunit; ribosome
Molecular function (GO): mRNA 5'-UTR binding; structural constituent of ribosome; small ribosomal subunit rRNA binding
Source: RefSeq, a predicted model, not a curated record